AUGAAAUACGGCAGCGAGCUGAGCUGGAGCGCAGGAAACGCUUGCCCGGGAUUCGCGGCGCCGGCGGGUCUGAAGGAGCGCGGGGAGGAGCGCGGGGAGGAGCGCGGGGAGGAGCGCGGGGAGGAGCGCGGGGAGGAGCGCGGGGAGGAGCGCGCACCUGGGACGCGCGUCGGGGCGGGACCCGCGGAAGGACCAUCCCGGCCCGAGCUCUCCUCUCUGCGCUUCCCGCCCGGGGCAGGUCUGGAAGCCGGAAGCGGCCGUGUGGGAGCUAACUCGGGACUCAGCCGAGGUGAAGCCAGGGGCGCGCCCUCGCUGUGCCCCCAGCCCGGGCACGAGCCCUCCGCGAAGGCCGGAGCCAUGGGGGCUCCGCGCCGCCGGCCGCGCGCGUGCCGGGGGCCCCCGCCGGGGCCGUCGCUCCUGCUUCUCCUCCUGCUCCUGUGCGGCCCGGGCCUGGGUCGCGCCUCCCUGAGGCUCUUGGACCACCCGGCGCCCGUGUGCACCCAGCAGGGGCUGAACUGCACAGUCAAGAACAGUACCUGCCUGGACGACACCUGGAUCCACCCUCGAAGCCUGACCCCCUCGCCCCCCAAAGACGUGCAGACCCAGCUGCGCUUUGUCCACACGCAGCAAGGACACCUGCUCCCCGUGGCUCACGUCGAGUGGACGCUUCAGACAGACGCCAGCAUCCUCUACCUGGAGGGAGCGGAAUUGUCUGUCUUGCAGCUGAACACCAACGAACGUCUGUGCGUCAAGUUUGAGUUUCUGUCCACACUGAAGCAUCAUCACAAGCGGUGGCGUUUUGCCUUCAGCCACUUCGUGGUGGAACCCGGCCAGGAGUACGAGGUGACUGUCCACCACCUGCCUAAGCCCAUCCCUGACGGGGACCCAAACCACCAGUCCAGAAACUUCCUGGUGCCCGACUGCGAGGACCCCAGGAUGAAGAUGACCACGCCCUGCGUGAGCUCAGGCAGCCUGUGGGACCCCAGCAUCACUGUGGAGAUCCUCGAGGCCCACCAGCUGCAGCUGAGCUUCACGCCGUGGAACGAGUCCACCAAAUACCAGAUCCUGCUGGACAGCUUUCUGCCCGCGGAGAACCGCAGCUGCUUCCGGCGCGUCGUGGAUCUGGACGUGCCUGCACAGGAGGCCACCCGGCAGUGCUGCAACGUCACACUCACCCUGCCAGACUUCAGCUGGUGCUGCCGUCACCACGUGCAGCUGCGGGGACGUCCUGGAGGGGCCGGCGGGGUCCGAGGUGGGCCACGUCCCCCUGCCUCUCCUCCCUGCGCUCUGUCCUUGCAGAUCCAGCCCUUCUUCAGCAGCUGCCUCAACGACUGCCUCCGACACUCGGUGGCCGUGCCCUGCCCAGGGGUCCCACACACCCCAGACGCCGCUGAGGCUAAGGCCGACCCCUCCCAGUCUCUGCCGCCUCAGGGGACACAGAGGUCCCUGUGUCCUGGAGUGGAGCCAGGCAGAAAGGCUGUACCAGGAGGCGGCCCUGGGUGGUGGGACCGUGGCCCACCUUGGUGUCAGGGAGGACCCCCCAGGGUGGGCGGUUGGUUGAGGACCCCAGGGCCGGCGCAGCAGAGAGGGCAGCUCGGGGAGGGCAGCGGGCGGGCCCCCGGGGCUGGUGUCACAGGCCUCCCUGCCACGCCAUCACGCUGUUCUCCUGCCACAGACCACAUGCCCCUGUGGGUGUCCAGGUGCAUCCCUGGCCUCUCCAUCCUGUUCGUGGGUUCCGUCAUCCUGCUGACCGUCUGCCUGGCCUGGCGGUUACCGGGGUCCCGUCACGGAAAAUGUGAAAACGGCAGCAAAUGCACAGGUGGGCGCCUCCCGGCUUGGGCGGCCUGGGUUUGGGACGUCCUUCCCGCUGCCACCAGCCUGAGCCCCCCACCCCUGAAGCCCAGGAAGGUCUGGAUCGUCUACUCGGCUGACCACCCCCUCUACGUGGACGUGGUCCUGAAGUUCGCCCAGUUCCUGCUCACCGUGUGCGGCACCGAAGUGGCCCUCGACCUGCUGGAGGAGCAGGCCAUCUCGGAGGCGGGGGUCAUGACCUGGGUGGGCCGCCGGAAGCAGGAGGUGGUGGAGGGCAACUCCAAGAUCAUCGUCCUGUGCUCCCGAGGCACCCGGGCCAAGUGGCAGGCCAUCCUCGGCUGGGAGGACGCCGCCGUCCAGCUUCGCUGUGACCGCGGGAAGCCCGCGGGGGACCUGUUCACGGCGGCCAUGAACAUGAUCCUGCCGGACUUCAAGAGGCCGGCCUGCUUCGGCACCUACAUCGUCUGCUACUUCAGCGACAUCAGCUGCGAGGCUGACAUCCCCGAGCUCUUCAACAUCACCUCCUGCUACGCGCUCAUGGACAAGUUUGAGGAGGUCUACUUCCGCAUCCAGGACCUGGAGAUGUUCGGGCCGGGCCGCAUGCACCGCGUCGGGGCGCUCACGGCCCAGAACUACCUGCAGAGCCCCAGCGGCCAGCAGCUCCGCGAGGCCGUGCAGCGCUUCCACCGCUGGCAGGCCCAGCACCCCGACUGGUUCAAGCUCGAGAACCUCUGCCUGGCAGACGACCAGGACCUCCCGUCCCUGGACGAGGAGGCCUUCGAGGAGCCGCCGCCGGGAGGAGGGAUCGUCCGGCAGGAGCCGCUGGUGCUGGAACCCGCCUCCCAGGGCAGCCUGCUGGUGGAGCUGCUCCUUGCGGGGGAAGGAGGGGGCCCGUCGCGGCUGGAGCCCCAGCCUUGGCCCCAGGAGCAGCCGGCGGCCCAGACGCUCCAGACCACGGUGGUCCCGGUGGACGGGGCCCCUCCGGCGCAGGCGGUGGAGCCCAUCCUUCGGGCCAUCAGGAGCGGUGCCGCCAGCCGGCUGGCCCUGGCUGGGGGAGACGAGGCCUGCCCGCUUCUGGGCGGCUGGGGCCCGGGGCGGAACAGCAUCCUCUUCCUCCCCAUGCACCCCGAGGACCCGCCCGUCCGCAGCAGCCCCACGGGGCGGCCAGUCGGCUCCAUGCUGCCGUCCCUGCAGCAGAGCCCGCGCUGCCAGGAUGUGCGCACGCCCCCUGGGGGGGAGCAGCGGCGGUCUGUGCAGUCCGACCAGGGCUACAUCUCCAGGAGCUCCCCGCAGCUCCCGGACGACGAUGACGGGGACCAGGGCGGGGGGCCGGGCGGGCAGCCGCUGUGUCCCGAGGGCCUGGAGAGCCUGCGGAGCCUCCAGCUCCUGCUCUUCCUCCAGGAGCUUCACAAGAACCCUGGCCUGGAGCCCAAGGGGCCGCCGCGUGGGGCCUCCCCUGCCCAGGGUGGUGAGCACGUGUGUCCGUAGGUGUGGACGUGUGUAUGCUCAUGUGUGAGAUGUGUACCUUUAAAACGUAAACAUCUUGGGGCUUCCCUGGUGGCGCAGUGGUUGAGAGUCCGCCUGCCGAUGCAGGGGACGCAGGUUCGUACCCCGGUCCGGGAGGAUCCCACAUGCCGCGGAGCGGCUGGGCCCGUGAGCCAUGGCCGCUGAGCCUGCGCGUCCGGAGCCUGUGCUCCGCAACGGGAGAGGCCACAGCAGUGAGAGGCCCGCGUACCGCAAAAAAAAAAAAAAAAAGUAAACAUCUUGGCUCUGUCCCCUUAACCUUUCUUCCCGUGACCGUCCCCGCGAGAACCCACAGCCUGUUCCCAGGAGCUAAUGGCGGUGUCCUUGGGUGUCCGUCAUUCGUUCCUUCAGCCUUUAUUUUGUGCCCCGCAUUGCCCUGACCAUCAGGGAGCUGCCCUUCCAGUGAGCGGGAUGGGGUGGCACACGGGGUGGGGCGCGAGAUGCAGAGGCUGCCAGAAGCUCGCCCGGGGCCGUGAAGUCCACAGAAGGGGUGCCUGGCCCAGGGGGAAGCUUCUGGAGGAGGACGUGUCUGAGCCGAAGGAGCAGCUCAUUUCCCGGGCUGAGGGCUGCAGGCGAGCGGGGCAGGGCCGUAACCGAGCCUGCCACGGAAGGCGGGGCAGUGGGCACAGCCUGGGGAGGCCUCGGGGCCAGGCUGGGUGCAGCUGGGGCUCCUUCACCAGGAUGAGCUGCUGCCGUCAGGAGGCUGAGGGCCAAACACACCUAGUCAUUUUCGGAAAGAGACCAGAUAGAAGUGGGUCGUGGCGCCUGACGGCAUCAGCAUGGCGUGAGCCCAGCGUGGCCUCGGUCAGUGGGACCUACGGCCGAGGGUUCUUUCGGGGCCGCAGGCUGGGCCCCUGGGCUGCAGCGCCCGAGCUCGGGAAGCACAGGGAGCCCCCAGCCCUGUGCACGCUGGGGUCCCCACCCUGGGAUUCAGGGUUCUCUUUGCCUGUACCUGAGUCCUGAACUGGAGCUCCAGGCUCCUGCACGGAGGAGAGGAUUCUGAAGUUCGGUGGGAAAUCAGAUACCAGGGUGUGCGCACGCGCGUGUGUGAAAGAGCUUAUCAAUGAAGGAAUGAAUAAAUUUGUUAACUCAGAA
This is a messenger RNA of Lagenorhynchus albirostris (white-beaked dolphin), 4431 nucleotides long. RefSeq names its product interleukin 17 receptor A (gene IL17RA). Gene Ontology annotation, molecular function: interleukin-17 receptor activity. The record is from RefSeq and is a predicted model, not a curated record. NCBI's taxonomy places the organism in Eukaryota, Metazoa, Chordata, Mammalia, Artiodactyla, Delphinidae. Bases 1 to 3300 code for a protein of 1099 amino acids. The transcript is spliced from 12 exons.